Molecule: messenger RNA, 624 nt
Organism: Tarenaya hassleriana
Lineage: Eukaryota; Viridiplantae; Streptophyta; Magnoliopsida; Brassicales; Cleomaceae
Exons: 3
Coding region: 1-624 (207 amino acids)
Biological process (GO): protein transport
Source: RefSeq, a predicted model, not a curated record
AUGGUGAGACAAUCUCGUGCAGAUAUCUCCGAGCUUCUCUGCCAUGGCCGCCUCAAAGCAGCUCUCCACAGAGCCGAGCAAAUCCUCGUGGACGAACGUAGAUUAUCUGCAUAUGAUCGGAUCGAAAGUUACUGCACAUAUAUUUUGCAGAAUUUCUCUCAUUUACAACAGCAAAGUGAUAUUCAUCUUUUGCCCGAUGAAAUGAAAGAAACAAUAGCCGGUUUGAUCUUAGCCGCAUCAAGGAUUGGGGAACUCAUAGAGCUCCAGCCAAUAAGGAGCUUGUUCAGACAAAGAUUUGGCUCCGAGUUUGACAAGAACAACGUUGAGUUAUGUCCCGAAAACAUGGUUGAUUCCGAGAUAAAGAGGAUUCUUGAGGAGAAAACAACAAUGCCAACCGACACAACUCCAGAAGCGCUGAUGGAAAUAGCUCAAAGUAAUCAAACCGAUUCAUCUGAUGGAUCACCCGUUGAUUCUAAUGACAGUACUGAUCAGAAUGUGAAGAAGAUUGAUAAGAUCCAAAAGUUGAAAACGAUAGUUCACAGAAUGGUAGAGAAGAAGAGGAAGAAGCCGAAGAAUGAGAAUUCACAGCAGGUGCAUACGAAUCUGCGCUUCAAAAUCGAUUAG